Molecule: messenger RNA, 2282 nt
Organism: Vespa crabro (European hornet)
Lineage: Eukaryota; Metazoa; Arthropoda; Insecta; Hymenoptera; Vespidae
Exons: 7
Coding region: 971-2197 (408 amino acids)
Source: RefSeq, a predicted model, not a curated record
UCGACAGAGCUCGUUCGAAAUACAAAUUAAGAUCAAAAAUAUACAAAGUUAUUAUCAAUGGCAUUUUGGUUGAUCAAAGUAUUCUUUGAUCUAUAGAUCUUAUUAAAAUCAAUGAUUCGUAAAAUAGUUUUUAAAAGUUAUAGAAAAGGAAAACACGAAAUUGUAAAAAUUUUAUGAGUGUCUUUUGAGAUUUUUAGAUGGAUUAUUCUGGAGAAAGUUUGAAGAAGAACAACGAAAAAGGAUAGAUAAUUUAAAGAAACUUCAAGUUGAGUUAAGAAUUUGAUACGAUUCUUGGCUUCGCCUGCUUGAAAUAAAUAAACAUGAUACAGAUAAGUUCAUCGUUGCACUUCCAAAGGGAAAGUUAAGAAUACGAAAAGAAAAAGUGUCCACGACAUGCAUUUCGAACUUCCAGGAAGAAAAAUAUCAAUUUGAUAUUAAUCUGAAAUGAAAGUAUUUGGACCAUAGUGACCACCAUAGUAAAAUAAUUUUUCAUGCUAAUGAAGAAGUUCGUCCAGUUAUUAUUUUUAUUAUUGGUUCAAAUAAACUAUACCAGCGAUUUAUUUAUUAUGCAAAAGUAUUGCGAUCGAACUUAUAUAUAGAAUCUAUUCCAUAGAACUCGAUCACAAUAAAGACGAUUAUUAAUAUUAUUAUUAUCACUGUUAUCAUUGAAUAUAAUAAAUGAGAAAUAUUUUUCUACUGAAAAAAAAAACAAAACAGAAAGUCGUAAUUUCAUAGCCUUCCCUGUUAGAAUAUGACAAUAUACCAUGCGUGACCACUUUAUAAAAGGGUGAAACUCUACAAAUUAGAAAGUCAGUUCUGUGACGACGUUCCGCUAGUUAGUGCAAAGACCUGUCAAAUGAAACGCCUUUGAAAGAACUUCGAAGAUGACAUUGAGAAGUAAAUAAAGUGAAUAAAGUGAAUAAAAUUACAACGAUUUAUUUCGAUUGAUCUGAAACCGAUUUCCGAUAUAAUGACUCUACAAUAUUUUCUGAUUUUCUUUAUUUUUUUCAUCGUUUGUCAUGGAUUAUCGGAGGAAAGAGAAUAUCCUUCAACAGACGAACUUUUAAAGAAGCAAUUUACAGAAGACAGACUUUUUCCAAAUAUCGUACGAGAUAGAAAUUCCUCCAAAGGAUUCCAGACGAAGAAUAACGAAAAUAAUUCCGAUGAUAAAAACACUGAUAAAAAAGCAAGAAAUGUUAUUCGAGGAUCACCGUCUUUGGAAUCGAGAGGUUCCAACUGUUGCGGAAAUAGACAUGGUUCAGGUUCAUCAUCUCGACCAGAUUACAACAGGAUUCCAUCGGAAAAUAAUCAUUAUUCAUCUUCGUAUGGAGACAGAAAUGUCGAUAGACAUAGUUGGCAAAUUCCAAUUCGACCCAUGAGUUCAAACAUAGGUAGUGAAAGACCUAACGUUGGAAGUUAUAGUAGUAGCUAUGGUGGAAAUGGUGCUUAUAGUGGAACUUACGCAGGAGAUAGAUAUGGACAAAGGCCUAGUUACGGAAGUGAAAGUUCUAACAGACCAGGAUCAAAUUAUAAUUCAGCAGAUGCUGGUGGAUACGGUUAUGGUAAUGGUGGAUAUGGUAGUUAUGGCGGCACACGACCUGGACAUGGAAUCACAGCUACUUUAGAAAAUGGAAAUGAUUUUAAUCCUGACGAACCUGAUAUUCCUGACAAUAAUGUCCCACAAUAUCCAGGAAGUAAUAUCCAAACUCAAAAGGCCGUUGCUUUAAAAGCUUUAGCUGGAGUCGCUUUGAUCGGCGCAGCCGCGGCUUUAGCUACAAAUCCGGUUCUUCUACCGAUUGGAAUUGUUUCCGGCAGAAGAAAACGUUCUGAAAUUACUUCCGCGGACAACGACAUUAUGGAUUACAUUUUACAAAUGAUAGCGACGAAUUUCUCUCAAACGUAUGAUAAUGGAAGAUUUGAAAAUAAAAAAUAUGUUUCUCCGAAAUGUGUAGCCAGAUUGACAUGCGAAAUACGUAAAGAUUAUAUGAUCGAUAUUACUGAAGAUAUUAAAAAUCAACACGAUGAGAAAAUUACAAAAAUACAAUUUAACAAAUUAAUUCAAAAUAACGUUCUGAAUGCUGAAACUAUAGAUAAUAGCGUUAAGGAAUUAAUUAAAAUGGCUCUCACCGUAAGUUCAAAUAGAGGAAACUGUGGAGUAUUCGCUUGUAAUUUCAAACGAAAUAAUUUAUCCAAAUAAUAUAAAAUAAUUUUGUCUUUAAUUAAUCAUUUCGUAAGUUUUUAAAUAAAUUUUUAGAAUAAAAUUUGUUUUUUGUUUAGUUCAU